UGAGAUCUGUUGAGAGUUCCCCGAAUCGACAUCAGCCGGUGCAACCUGCUGCUCUGUUCUUCAGUUUGCCUAGUCGUUAGGUGAAGCAUGUUUAGCACGACACUAUUAGCCGGUCUCGAACCGCACCGGGAGCGUAUCGGACAGGCAGCCGGCUUGCUCACGGUGGCUCAGUACGUAGCAGGAUGGUUCAUUUGUAAUGACAUUCGGCAACGUGGAACAACUGUUGGUGUUUCACCGGUUCGUUUCAUUGGUGGAUGCGGACUCUCCAUUCUUCAACUGCAGUAUUCUCAGAAGCUUCAAGCUCCGGCACUAAUCUGGACGAGUAUUAUUACAUUAACUUUUUCAAUACUUUACUCCCUUUGGUACUGUUGGUACACUCCGCGCAAUUUGAGAGGCUCGUUUUAUAGACUAACGGCUGGUACAGCCACACUUACCGCAGGUCUGUACGCAUACGGUGCCCAGGGAGACAGUCCCGAAGUUAUGUACCGGCUAGGGAUGGUUCUGACAAUACUGGCACUCGCUUUCAUUGCGCUACCGCUGGCUCAGUUGCGUUCAAUUAUUCGCGCCAAAAGUAGUGCAGGUUUGCCACUGCCCGCAAUUCUCGCCUCCACCGGCGCUACUAUCCUGUGGCUUCUUUAUGGACUGCUCAUCAACAACACGUUCAUUGUGGUCCAGAAAAUCAUAGCCAUGGGCUUGUGUAUGGUCCAGCUAUCGUUGUUUAUCAUUUAUCCCGCUACCAAAGCUGAUGAGAAAAAAAAGCAGCGUUAA
Messenger RNA from Anopheles maculipalpis, 768 nucleotides. Its product is annotated as sugar transporter SWEET1-like. Gene Ontology annotation, cellular component: membrane. NCBI's taxonomy places the organism in Eukaryota, Metazoa, Arthropoda, Insecta, Diptera, Culicidae. The record is from RefSeq and is a predicted model, not a curated record. Gene Ontology annotation, biological process: carbohydrate transport. Gene Ontology annotation, molecular function: sugar transmembrane transporter activity. The transcript has 4 exons. The coding region runs from base 88 to 768 and encodes 226 amino acids.